AUCCCCCAACGUGUCAUCCGGCUAUACCCCCGGCGUUCCUAUUUCAACGGUUCGCAUCACGGCAUCGUCUUCCACGCCGACCCGACUGCGACCAACCAGAUCGAUCGAGUCCACACACAUCCCAUCACCUAGCGAAGAAGAACCAGCGAGCCAGAGCACUCGCCGGCGCAAGGGCAACGCGUCGUGCUGCGGCGGCAGGCCGUUAUACAGCGGAACAAGAAACAAUGGCGCAGCUGGUGGACAAGGCGAAGGGGUUCGUCGCCGACAAGCUGGCCAACAUCCAGAAGCCGGAGGCGGAGCUGGCGGACGUGUCGGUGGGUCACGUCGGCCGCGACGGCGCCACGCUGGCGGGGCGCGUGGACGUGCGCAACCCGUACUCGCACGCCAUCCCGGUGUGCGAGGUGAGCUACUCGCUGCGGAGCGCCGGGCGGGAGGUGGCGUCCGGGACGGUGCCCGACCCGGGGUCGCUCGCCGGCGGCGGCGCCACCACGCGCCUCGACGUGCCCGUCAAGGUGCCCUACGACUUCCUGGCUAGCAUCGCCAGGGACGCCGGCAGCGACUGGGACAUCGACUACGAGAUGCGCGUCGGGCUCACCGUCGACCUCCCCGUCGUUGGCAACCUCACGCUGCCGCUCACCAAGUCCGGCGAGCUCAAGCUCCCCACGCUCUCCAGCAUCUUCUGAGCGAUCUCUCUCUGCUGCUCAGGGACAAUAACCCCUGUCACGACUCACGUUGCUACUUUCUGCGGUGCUGCUGAGGAGCAAAGGCCUAAAAUGAUGUGUACGUGCUGUUUCAGACGAACAAAUAAAUAAAUAAAUAAAUAAGAAAAGGGCGCAUCCGAUUGGAUUCACGUGGCCCGUAUCACCAAA
Molecule: messenger RNA, 869 nt
Organism: Sorghum bicolor (sorghum)
Lineage: Eukaryota; Viridiplantae; Streptophyta; Magnoliopsida; Poales; Poaceae
Product: late embryogenesis abundant protein Lea14-A
Exons: 1
Coding region: 225-683 (152 amino acids)
Biological process (GO): response to desiccation
Cellular component (GO): cytosol
Source: RefSeq, a predicted model, not a curated record